Molecule: messenger RNA, 1100 nt
Organism: Engraulis encrasicolus (European anchovy)
Lineage: Eukaryota; Metazoa; Chordata; Actinopteri; Clupeiformes; Engraulidae
Product: polyubiquitin-like
Exons: 2
Coding region: 174-641 (155 amino acids)
Biological process (GO): modification-dependent protein catabolic process; protein ubiquitination
Cellular component (GO): nucleus; cytoplasm; cytosolic small ribosomal subunit
Molecular function (GO): ubiquitin protein ligase binding; protein tag activity; structural constituent of ribosome
Source: RefSeq, a predicted model, not a curated record
GUGUGUGAUGUAGGGAAAAAUCUUGCCCUCCGGCGAUGGGCGGAUCACCUCCAUAAUAAAAGCAGCUGAUCACCCAGCUGAAUAACAUUCUGCUUAAAGCUUUCGAGUAGCCGAAUCAAGCGGAUCUUCAAAGACUACGACUAUUGUAUUGGUGGACCACUGACCAACUAAGAAUGAAUCUCCAAAUAACGUUCCUCGAGGGCUCUACAUAUCACAUAGAGGUGAGCCCGAGCAUCACGAUUGGAGAAUUAAAGAAUGUCAUUCAUCAGAAGAGUGACGUUACACCUGCGCGGAUGAAGCUUAAAGCUGUUGGAAACGGAGUGGAUUUCAGCGAGGAUUCCAGCACCCUCGCUGCCAUCGGGUUGAGACCUGGAUCCUGCGUCUCAGUUUUGGUGACGGACCCUCCGCCAAUGCAGGUGUUUCUGAAGAAUGAAAAAGGCCGGACGUCCACUUACAAUGUGGUGCCAGGUGAAAAAGUCGCAGCUUUCAAGACCAAGGUCUACCAAAAAGAGAGGGUUCCAGUGGACCAGCAGAGACUUAUUUACAAUGGAAAGCAGCUUGACGAUGAUCGAAAACUGGAGGACUAUAACAUUGUGUCUGAAAGCACUAUCCACCUUACUCUCCGUCUCAGAGGGGGGUAAUUUGGAAAUUAAAUGGCCCAAAUGGACGCACACACACACACACACACACACACACACACACACACACACACACACACACACACACACACACACACACACACACACACCAUUCCAUAGGCUACCUUAUCUUUGCACUUUUCUGUCCAUUUUUCAUUUGCAUUCCCUUCUGAAGUUAUUAUAUUUAAUAAAUUAACACAAUCAAUAUUGUCUGUAGCAGUGUCUUCAUUUGCAAUGUGCAUGAAUAUCUGCAUCUCAUGAAAUAUAAAGCAAGUAAAAAAGAGUAGCAUGUCUUCGAGUUAUUUGCGAUGUUUUUGGGAAGUUUAACAGGAAUUCUGGGUUAGGGUCUAUGAAUUAACAUUGCAAUACUGCCCUUCAAUGGACAAAGGCAGUAGCCUGCAUACCUCCAAGCUGCAAUAAAACGACUUUAAAAUGAUCCUAUGGUCCACAGCAAGUUUUAUU